Salarias fasciatus (jewelled blenny) is the source of this 5491-nucleotide messenger RNA. Its product is annotated as histone deacetylase 7-like. The coding region runs from base 376 to 3207 and encodes 943 amino acids. The transcript is spliced from 25 exons. Gene Ontology annotation, cellular component: histone deacetylase complex. Lineage: Eukaryota; Metazoa; Chordata; Actinopteri; Blenniiformes; Blenniidae. Gene Ontology annotation, biological process: negative regulation of transcription by RNA polymerase II; epigenetic regulation of gene expression. The record is from RefSeq and is a predicted model, not a curated record. Gene Ontology annotation, molecular function: histone deacetylase activity.
GAGCGGAGCGGGGAGGAGACAGACGCGCGCAGAGCGGCUUCUCGCUGACAGCUUUCCCCCUCCGGAGCUGAAAUACGGAGGCUUUUCAGAGCUUUGCGCCUCUUGACAGCCGGGGCUUUUAAAUGCGAGCAUAAGUCAGUCGCUUUAACGUCAACUUCAGUCCAAGAAAUUAUGAGUUUGCCAGAGAUAGACCGCUGGACGACGUUCACGCCCAUCUUUUAUAAUUCUCUGACUUGUUGCUGCUUUCGAAAGAUGUCUUUCACUCCCCGCUGUGUCGCCUGAAAGUGAAAACGCGUCGUUUUGUGAGCUUCACCUCUAAAAGUGGAUGUAAUCUUUGGAAAUCAAGUUUUAUCACCUCUCCGUGAGACGCGGCCCAUGGACCUAAGUGUGACCCACAGGCUGUUGCAUCCAGGCCCCGAGUCGGCCAUGCUGGCCCCCCGUCCUCCCUUCUUCCUGGGACCACUCACCGCUCAGAACUGCUCGCAGUUUUCCCAACAGCACUUGCAGUAUAACAUGGAACAGAGGAAAAGAGAGAUGGAGGAGGAGCAAAGAGAGGAGCUGCAGCAGCUGAUACGAAAGAAAAGACCUGUCCAGAGUGCUGUAGCCAGUCCGCUGGUGAAGCAGAGACUUCGGGAACAUAUAAUUAUGAAGAGCCAGCCCACACAUGACAGGGUCGCUCCCAGCCGCAACAGUCCUGUGUUGGGAUACGGGCUACCAGUUUCUGACUUGUCCCCGAAGCCUCAGCCUACACCCUGCGACCAGCGUAAGGACCUCGCCCUGCGGAGAACAGUGUCUGAGCCCACACUGAAGUGGAAGCUAAAGAAACUCAUCGCUACAAGGCCAAACCCGCUGCAGCGCAAGAUCAGUGCCCCUCCUGCGGUCAAACACAGGACUGAAACUCUGGACUCCUCUCCGAGCAGCAGCAGCAAUCCAGCCUCUGGGUGCAGCUCACCAAACGACAGCCUCCAUUCAGAUAACGGGACUCUGUCACUGGCUCAGGAAUCUCAGAGGUUGCUGAUGAAGGAUUUGGCUCAUUUCACUUCGCCUCCCAACCACACAGCCAUGCCCAACAUCACUGCCGGGCUUCCCGCACCGCCUGACCUGCGCUUAGCACGGCCAUUGGCAGUGUCUGCCCUGCACCAGGUGUUCCUGCCCCUUGAAGGAAGUAGUCCAGCUCUUGCUCAGGGCCUGCAGCCGGUGCUCGUACUGGAACCACAUACCGGGCUGGUCCGCACGCAGCUCGUUUCUCUUCCUGGUCUGUGCCCUGUGCCUCUGCAGCAUCACCAGCCUCGCCUGUCCUCCACCUCCAGACGAGAAGCCUCGCUGCACUCCCACCGACCUUUGGAGCGAACACGUUCCGAGCCGCCGCCCUACAGCCAUUCAUCCCUGUCUCUGCUCAGCAGCCAUCCGCAGUACUCCCAGCACCAGCUGCUGCAGCAGCAGUACCCCAAGAGUGGGAUGGACAGGUUCAAGCAAAAUGCACAGCUGAGCAAGAUCCCAUCAGAGGACAUGGACCUGGAAGAGACUGGAUCAGGGUCGGGGACGGGGUCUGUGUGCGGCUCCGAGCCCGGCUCGGUGUGUGAGGACGGCUACCGCAGGAGACAGAGCAACGCCAGCAUAGACUCUGUCUACGACACGGAGUCCACCACCUCGUCCCGCGAGAGCCUGAUCGAGCCCUCUCACCCUCUCAGUCAGAGGCAGGUGGUCCUUAGGCCGGGUCUCCAGGUAGAUCACCUGGGCGUUCCUACCCUAAUUUGGCCCCAUCAGCCUCUGGUCCGGACGCAGUCCUCCCCAGCAGACGUGGACGUUAACGUGAAAUCUCCGACUUCACACCCACCCCCCAGCAUUCCUUCGUUGUUUCUGUCCAGCACUGCAACAGACAUUCAGCUGAAUUUCACCACAGGUUUGGUAUACGAUGCUCAGAUGCAGAAGCACCAGUGUACCUGUGGGGAUAACAGCCGCCAUCCUGAGCACGCAGGCCGGGUCCAGAGCAUCUGGUCUAGACUGCAUGAAAGAAACCUCAGGAACCAGUGUGAGCGCAUCCGCAGUAGAAAGGCCACCCUGGAGGAGCUGCAGUCUGUCCAUUCAGAAGAGCAUGUGCUUUUGUUCGGCACCAACCCGGUCCACCGUCUCAAGCUAGACAACCGGAAGCUCGCUGAAAUCUUGUCUCAAGAGAUUCUGUUCAUGUUACCUUGUGGCGGAGUAGGGGUAGACAUUGAUACAGUCUGGAAUGAACACCACACAGCCGCUGCCUCCCGCAUUGCAGCCGGAUGUGUGACAGACUUGGCUCUGAAAGUGGCCCAAAGAGAGCUGAAGAAUGGCUUUGCAGUGGUGAGGCCCCCUGGACAUCAUGCAAACCAUUCCUCCCCCCUGGGCUUCUGUUUCUUCAACUCCGUGGCCAUCGCUGCCAAGCAGCUCCAGCACAAGCUCAACGUCAGCAAGAUCCUCAUUGUGGACUGGGAUGUGCACCAUGGCAACGGCACACAGGAGGCUUUCUACACAGACCCGAGCGUACUGUACAUCUCCCUGCACCGCUACGACGAUGGCAACUUCUUUCCCGGUAGUGGACACCCCAGCGAGGUGGGAGCAGGUGCAGCCGAGGGCUUUAAUGUGAAUGUCGGAUGGACGGGCGGUUUGAACCCUCCGAUGGGUGAUGCAGAAUACUUGGCUGCAUUCAGAGCUGUGGUGAUGCCCAUCGCCCACGAGUUCUCCCCCGACGUGGUUCUGGUGUCGGCCGGCUUUGAUGCCGUUGAAGGACAUGAAGCAUUGCUGGGAGGCUACAAGGUCACGGCCAAGUGUUUCGGCUUCUUGACUCGUCAGUUGAUGUCCCUCGCCGGGGGUCGGGUGGUCCUGGCUCUGGAAGGAGGGCACGACCUCAAAGCCAUCUGCGAUGCCUCCGAGGCCUGCGUCAGGGCCCUGCUGGGCAUGGAGGUGGAGCCUCUGUCUCAGUCCGUGUUGGACCAGAAGCCGUGUGAAAACGCGGUGCGCUCGCUGCAGAGAGUCAUCCAGGUUCACGGUGAAUACUGGCAGAGUGUGAAGGAUUCGGCGGCCACUGUGGAUCAGUCCUACCUGCAGGCUCAGAGACGCAGGCUGAGGCGGGACUCGGACAGCGAGGCCGUCAGUGCCAUCGCCUCGCUGUCGAUGGGAUCGCUCAAGUCCGACAGGAAACAACCCGAUAGAGUGGCGGAGAAAGGUGAAUCUCACUGAACAGAGGCUCCUCUCACAGUUGCCUUCAAGCAGUGGAAACACACACAUACACACACACACACCUGUUCACACACAACGCUACACAUUCGGAUCAUCACUGGAAGCACAGGAACUCCACCUGUGUGACUGCUGGCUGCAGGCGGACCACUCCGACACACACCAGGACCACCUGGGCCUCAGUGCUCACACACACACACAUCCAGCAGGCCUGAACUGAACCCAGCCGAAGAGUUUCUGAAAUACUUGUCGACGAAGGGCUCGCGCUCUCCGGUAGCUUUGGGAGAAACGUGACGUAGCACCAACAGACUCGACGGAGCGCAGCUCUGCCACUUGAACCGAGGGCUUUGUGGACAAAUCCAGCAGGACCGCUCAGACCACCGCGACCUCGAAGGCAGGGGUGAAAGGUCAGCUUGGCUCACCGGAGCGGGAGGAGCGCAGACACUCUCACCAAUCUCGCCUCCAAUCGAAGGAACAGCUGACGUCUUCGCACUGUCUCCAUGAUAUAUGUCGACAAUCAAACAUCUUGUUUGUUCAUAUUUUUAAAGUGCAUUUGAAUAUUCAUUGGUUUGACCUUUGGCAUACAUUUUGGUGGAUGUCAGCAUGGGAUUUAUUUAUUUUUUAAAUCCUGUAAUCCAGAGUGAAGCUACAAUGAAGUCUGAGAUCCAUAUGUUUCUUAUUGUUUUAUAUGUCCACAUAUUUUCUUAAAUCUUUCUUUCUUUCUUGGCCUGUGAGGAGAGCACAUGCAGCAAGGCGUCUGGUUGCUGCAGUUAUUGUUAUCGCUCCCCGACAGAUUGAAGGAGACACGCCAGUCUUUGAAGAGCGUCAAUACGUAGAUAUACUGUAGAUUGUAUCUGUGGCAUUAGUCACAAUAAAGAGCUAAUACCUCGAGUCACUGAGGCGUCAACGUCAGGGGAGGAAGCAAAAUCGUCCAAAGAGUUGUUUUUUUUUUUUUGAUGUGCUGUCAAGAGUGACAGAAACUUCCCAUGAUGCCUCGGUGCAGUGUGACCACUCAGUAAUGAUUGUAUAUGAGACACAUUUUGACAUUUUGGACGUGACUCACAUCCAAAGAAAAAGACUUUAUGACAAUCACACAGACACACACAGACACACACACACACAGACACACACACACACACACACACACACACACACACACACACACACACACACACACACACACACACACAAAGUGCACUUACUCUGCUCUCAGAAAGGAGGGUCAGGAUGACGUGGGUCUCAAAAUCUGAACUUUGAUGUUAAGUGGACCAGUGUUUCUACCUGUGGAUGAGCAUUCCUGCUGUUUUUAACCAAUAUUAUUGUUGUUGUUGUUGUUUUUUUUAUUCCUUUUAAUGAGGACAGCCUGAUGUGUGUUUCGUACAUCGCCCACUCAGCGCCGCUUUGUUUACUGUCAGCUCCGGGGAUGUUUGGCUUCCUGGACCAAGCGGUGGUGCUUCAGCCGUCAGGACGGAGCAAUAAUCCUGAGAUAGUUGAAUAUCCACACAGUGCAAUUGGACACAGGUUAAGCGCAACCAGAGCUUAUGAGAACAAUGUGCUGUCCCUGGACUGGCAUGGCCUGAAGAACUUCAAAGACUUUGAAGAGUUUGUGAAUGUUUCUUUUCUCUCUCCAAACAGUCGGAAAGCACUGAAAGCACAGAACGGAGAUAUAAACAGAUUCAUUUGACAUGACUUCUAUUUAUAUUUUGGGAUUCUGUGUCUUUGAACUGCUUUUUGCGUGUCUAACCCAAUUAUGACGGUGCUAAUACAGUAUGUGUGUUUUUCUGGAGUUUUUCUGUGUUUCUUUAAGGUGUGUUGCAUACAUGCAACUCAGACCAUGUCGGAUAUUUGUUGAUUGUGAUGGAAAAAAAAAAAAAUGUGAAAGCACAUGACAGUGGAGCGGUUUGAGCGCUACGUCCUGCGGGACGGCUCAGCGGAGCAGAACAUUCACGACAUAUCUCCCGUCUUAACGUUGUUGUCUUAAUUCAUGCAAAUGAUUUAUUUUUGUAUUUGAUCCAAAAAAAAAAAAAAGAAAAUUACCCUGUGAAUAACGUAGAGACCAAAUUGUUGUUGGAACUAUCAAACUGACCAACCUGUGUGAAGGUAGCCUUAAAAAAAAAAAAACUGAAGCUUAAUUAAAGCAGACAGAGUCUGGUUUGAUCAGAACUGACUGUCUGACUUUUUGUACAGUUGUAUAUAUUUUCUUUUGUUUUCCAGUCUGAAUUUUAAGACCUUUCUACUAUUCUUGUUUCCCCUGAAAAAAAUCCUUAAUAAAGGUAAAUUAUCAGCA